AUGUUUUCUCUAAAGUUUCUCCAUUACGGGAUACACGUCGUUUUGGGAGUUAAAGGAAAGCUCAGUCCACGUUAUAUUGGACCCUUUGAAGUUCUAGAGCGAGUUGGUGAAGUAGCAUAUCGUCUCGCAUUACCUCCGCAGUUGGCUCAUAUUCAUAAUGAUUUUCAUGUGUCGACGAUCUGUGGUUACCGAUAUCAUCCAUUGCAUGUCAUUGACUAUCCGCUUAACAAGAUUGAACCAGAUUUAUCUUAUGUUGAGGAACCCGAAGCUAUUAUCGGAUGCGAAGAAAGAAAAAUGCGUCAUCGAUCAAUUCCAUUCGUUAAAGUCCUAUGGCGAAAUCAUUCUGAAAGUGAAGCGACAUGGGAGACAGAGAAAUCAAUGAGAAAGCAGUUCCCGUAA
Cynara cardunculus var. scolymus (artichoke) is the source of this 399-nucleotide messenger RNA. RefSeq lists its product as uncharacterized. The transcript has a single exon. The coding region runs from base 1 to 399 and encodes 132 amino acids. NCBI's taxonomy places the organism in Eukaryota, Viridiplantae, Streptophyta, Magnoliopsida, Asterales, Asteraceae. The record is from RefSeq and is a predicted model, not a curated record.